GCAGAGGCAGCAUCUAAACCCUAUAUUUAUUUAGGUAAGCAUCUAAACCCUACAUUUUCUAUCCUAGCUUAUGCGACAAUCUCAAUCUCCACCGUAUACAAAAACCGUAGACCGCUCAUCUUCCAUCUCAUUUUCUGCACCAUACACCACAUAAAUCCAUACAAAUCCCCAACCCUGCUAAUCCAUGGCCAAGAAGAAGGUAACCCACCAAGACAAACAACCCAACAGCGAAGAAGAAGAAGAACAGACCCAUCAAGCCGCAGCCAUGGACGACGCUUCAGAGAAGCUUCAACGCUUGAAGAGCCUCAACAGUAUUCUUCUCAAGGAGACCACUGAGAAACGCAAACAACUGGACUCACUCCGCCAGGAAAAAGGGUCUUUGGAAUCGGAGCUAACUCGGUCUGAAACGGAAAGGGGGGUCUUGCAGGGCGAGUUGACUCACUUGCAGGACGGUAUAGCACGACUGGAGUUGGAGAGGAACUUGGUUUCUGAAUUUGUUUCUGUGCAGGUCAAUCAACAGGUUGAAGUGAUUGCGGAGGAGAGAAAUGGGCUUGUGAGAGAAAGAGCAGAGAUUGAGGGGAGAUUGCAGAAUCUAGAGAGAGAAAUGAGGGAAGUGGUGAGAGAGAAGAGUGGGAUUGAGAAGGCGAAGAGAGAGAGAGAGUCUAAAAUUGGGUUGUUGGAGAAGAAAUUGAGCGAGCUUCUUGUUGAAAUUGAAAAAGAAAGAGAUGUAUCCAAACAUUUGUGGCAAGAGAGGGAUGUGGUGAGGACUGAACUUGAUGUUCAAAUUGAGGAAACAAAUGGGUUGAAAGCAGAACUUGUUGAGACAGUGAAGAGAGAGAGGAAAAUUCGAGAAGAGUUUCAGAAACUGGAGAGAGAGUACAAUGGCCUAAUGGUGGAGAAAGAAGAGAGAGAAAGAAGGAUUGAAUCGAUGACAAGGGACAUGGAAGCCAUUGAGAGAAGCUUGGUGGAGGCGAAUCGGGUAAUUGAGGAAUUGAAGGGAGAGAUUGAGAGAAUUGUGAGAGAGAGAGAAGGGAUUGAGGAGGAGAGAAAUGUGGAAGCGAGAAAGAAAAUUGAGUUGGAAAGUUUUGUGUCUGAGCUCAAGAAGAUGCUACUGCUUCUGCAAAAGAAGGAAGAGAGGUUGCGCGUGAACGUUGCCGAAUUGGAGAAGUGGUGUGUUGAAGGUGUGGAGAAGGAAAAGAAGAUGGUGAUGGAGAUUGAUGUAUUGGUGGAUGAGAAGAAGAAGAGGGAAAAGAGCUUUGAGAGCUUAAUUGAAGAAAAGGGUGUCAUCGUGAAAGAUUUGGACGAGGCUUUGAAGCAGUUAGAUUAUCAAAAGCAAAUGUUGGAUGAAAUUGUUAGAGAGAAAAUUGAGAUUGAUGAAGUGAAAGUCAGUAGGGAAAGUGAAAUUGUUGAAAUGCAGAAAGAGACUGCUAAACUUAGGAAUGUUGUAUCAGUUUUGGAAGAGUCGAGCAAGGAUCAAGUAAAGAAAAAUGGGCAAUUACAAUCUGAAGUUAUCAAGUAUAGAGAUGUAUUGAAUUUAGUCACAAUUGAAAGGGAUGAGACUAGAAAAGGACUUGAUGAGGAGAAAAUGAAUGGUACAAGGUUGAGAGCGAAAAUUUUGGAACUAGAGAACAAUAUUGAAGAAUCCCACAAGACAGUAGGGCAAGUGAAGGAUGAAAAUUGCAGCCUAACGCGGGAAAAGGAAGAGUUGCAAAGCCGGUGUACGAUGUUGAUGGAUGAAAUAGCUUCACUAAAGAAUACACUUUCAAAAACCCAAAAAGAUUUUGAUGAUAUGCAGGCCAAAGUGGAAGUAGCGGAUUGUAUCUCGGAGCUUGCGUUAAACAUGUUGAGGAACACGGCUUCAUUGGUUCGUCAGAUUAAAGAUGAAGGAGGCGUUAUGGAGGAAAGUUUGCUCAACAAUGAAGAGAAGGUAGGAGAAGAAAUGGAGCCUUAUGCCGCGGAAUUGGAAGCUAUCAAGAACUCUUUCAAGAACAGGGAGAGUAGGGUAGAGGACUUGAAGCGACAAGUCGAGUUUUUGCAAAAUGCUGUAGGAGAAGCUCAUAAGAAGAAGAGUUUCUGGACUUUGGUGUCCUCUGCAACAACAAUUUUUGCUGCUGCAGCUUCUGUUGCAUACAUUGCUCGUGGUCGAUAAGCGUGGCUGUUCUUUUUGUCACCAAUUGUAAGAAGAAAGUAGUCAUGGAUGUGGAAAUCAUGUCCUAGAUGUUCUUGAUCACUUCUUAAACAUAAGGAACUGUAGUUGUCCUAUGCUUUUCAUAUGUUAUUAUGCAAUAUUUUGAUGUUA
Molecule: messenger RNA, 2299 nt
Organism: Cornus florida
Lineage: Eukaryota; Viridiplantae; Streptophyta; Magnoliopsida; Cornales; Cornaceae
Exons: 1
Coding region: 185-2149 (654 amino acids)
Source: RefSeq, a predicted model, not a curated record